Messenger RNA from Trifolium pratense (red clover), 2100 nucleotides. Its product is annotated as septin and tuftelin-interacting protein 1 homolog 1-like. The transcript has a single exon. Gene Ontology annotation, molecular function: nucleic acid binding. Gene Ontology annotation, cellular component: U2-type post-mRNA release spliceosomal complex. The coding region runs from base 64 to 2100 and encodes 678 amino acids. NCBI's taxonomy places the organism in Eukaryota, Viridiplantae, Streptophyta, Magnoliopsida, Fabales, Fabaceae. The record is from RefSeq and is a predicted model, not a curated record. Gene Ontology annotation, biological process: spliceosomal complex disassembly.
UUUCAGCGCCACCGUCAACCAUCUACGUUCAGACACCGUUCUCACUUUUCCUUUACCCUUUCCAUGUCUAUGUACAUCUCAAUGUACACUUUCAAUGAUGAUUCUGAUUCUGAAGAUCAUCAUUACUGCUCUAAUACAAAGCGAAGAAAACUUGGCGAUUUCGAGAGGCAUACGAAGGGAUGCGGAAUGAAGUUGAUGGAGAAGAUGGGUUAUAAAGGAGGUGGUCUUGGCAAGAAUGAGCAAGGUAUGCUGAAUCAUAUUGAGGUCAUAUUGAGGCCUAAGUUUUCUGGUCUUGGAUCUUACGAAUCGAAGGAAACUCCGAUUUUGCAGACGGAGAAAAAGUGCGAACCGGGAGGAGGCUUUCAACCUAUAGUUGGAAGGAAGAGAGAACGUGCAUUGUUAAACCACAAGAAGAAGAAAGAAGAGGAUGUGUAUGUAACUGCUGAGGAUUUCUUGGCGAACAAGCAAGAACAAGUCAUUCAGAAGAUUUAUGAUAUGAGGGGGCCAGAGGUAAGAGUGUAUACAAAUUUGUGUGAUUUGAAUGCUGAGGAGAAAGCAAAGGAAAGAGAUUUCCCAAUGCCUGAACUUCAGUAUUACAUAGGACUAAUAGUUCUGUCGGCCGAGGUUGACUUCCAAGAGAUUGAUAGAGAUUUGAGGAAUGAGAGGGAUAUAGCAUUUAGCUUGAAAAGUGAAAAAGAGAAUUUGGAAGAUGAGGUAGUAUUUCAAAAUAAGCAGCUGGAUAAUUAUGAGAAGAUAAAAAGUGUUCUGGACCGUGUCGAAGAAGAAAAGACCUUAGGAACAUUAACAUUGGAUUCCCUUGCUCAAUGUUUGAGGGACAUUCACAAAAGAUAUGCUGAUGAGGACUAUAAGUUGGUUAACUUGUCAUGUAUUGUUUGCUCAUAUGCCUUGCCUUUGUUUAUCAGAGUGUUCCAAGGAUGGGAUCCUCUUCGAAAUCCAUCUCAUGGUUUGGAAUUGGUUUCACAAUGGAAGACAUUGCUUCAAGAAGAUGAUUGUUGUGAUAUAUGGGACAUUAACAUAUCAUCACCUUAUGCUGAUUUGGUUUCUGAUGCUGUAUUGCCGGCUGUUAGAAUAUCUUGUGUCAAUACAUGGCAAGCACGCGAUCCUGAGCCGAUGCUACGGUUUUUGGAGUCUUGGGAAAAAUUGCUUCCUUCUUCGGUUCUUGCUUUUAUAUUAGACAACAUAGUCAUGCCAAAAUUAUCAAGUGCCGUAGAUGCUUGGGAGCCACGUCGCGAGACGAUUCCUAUCCACACAUGGGUGCAUCCAUGGCUACCUCUGCUAGGGAACAAGUUGAAGGAUAUCCACCAGACGAUUCGUUCCAAACUGAGUAUUGUUCUUGAUUCAUGGCACCCGAGUGAUGGUUCCGUAUAUGCUAUAUUGUCCCCUUGGAAGACUGUAUUUGAUGCUGAUAGGUGGCAGCAAUUAAUGCACCGUUUUAUUGUACCGAAGCUGAAGGCUGUCUUGAAAGACGACAAAUUCCAAGUGAACCCGGCAAGUCAGAAUCUUGAUCAAUUUUAUUGGGUAAUGAACUGGGCUUCGGCUAUUCCAAUUGAUCUGAUGGUUGACAUGAUGGAGAUCUUCUUUGAGAAGUGGCUUAAAGUUUUAUAUCAUUGGUUGUGCUCAAAUCCUAACUUUGGUGAAGUUACAAACUGGUAUUUGGGCUGGAAAGAACUUAUUCCAAAAGAACUUUUGGCAAAUCAAAGUAUUCUAUACAAGCUCAAAUGUGGUCUUGAUAUGAUGAAUCAGGCUAUUGAAGGUAUGGAGGUGGUGCAACCUGUUCUGAAGGAGAAGACAGCAGCAGCCUCUUCUCAACAACAGGCAGCUGCAAGCUUGGUCGAUGCUGUCAAAGUCGAUGGUGCGAAUGAAAUGAGCAUGAAAGAACUCAUUGAGGCCUAUGCUCAAGAUCAUGGUUUACUUUUCAAACUUAAACCUGGUAGAAUGCACAACGGUCAUCAAAUAUAUAGGUUUGGCAAUAUCAGUAUAAUAAUCGACUCUCGGAAUCAAAAGGUCUAUGCCCAAAAUGACGAAACAUGGUCUUUAGAAACUCUCGAACGAUUGCUUGAGUUACAUAAAAGACGCUGA